This is a messenger RNA of Rhodamnia argentea, 1496 nucleotides long. RefSeq names its product ATP synthase subunit gamma, mitochondrial. Bases 142 to 1113 code for a protein of 323 amino acids. The transcript is spliced from 9 exons. Gene Ontology annotation, biological process: proton motive force-driven ATP synthesis. NCBI's taxonomy places the organism in Eukaryota, Viridiplantae, Streptophyta, Magnoliopsida, Myrtales, Myrtaceae. The record is from RefSeq and is a predicted model, not a curated record. Gene Ontology annotation, molecular function: proton-transporting ATP synthase activity, rotational mechanism.
UCUCACAAGCAAAGCUCCCCCUCUACAGACGAAGCAACGAAAGAGGAGCAAACCUUCAGCUCCACUCGGAUCUAUCAGCAGCAAGAACAAAGCUUUCUAGGGUUUUCGAAUCUGCCCACCCCCCUGAAUCGAAGAUCGACAAUGGCGAUGGCUGCGCUCCGACGCGAAGGGAGGCGAUUCGCCCCUCUACUCUCUCCCCGCCCGAUCGCCGCCGCCCGGUCCUCCCUGUUGCCCGAGGAAGAGGUUCCUUUUGGGGCUCGUUCUAUUUCAACUCAAGUGGUAAGGAACAGGAUGAAGAGUGUGAAGAAUAUUCAGAAGAUCACCAAGGCUAUGAAGAUGGUUGCAGCCUCAAAGCUACGAGCAAUUCAAACUAGAGCUGAAAAUUCACGUGGCCUGUGGCAACCAUUCGUUGCCCUUCUUGGCGACACCCCCAGCAUUGAUGUCAAGAAGAAUGUUAUAGUCACCGUUUCUUCGGACAAAGGGCUGUGCGGUGGGAUUAAUUCCACUUCAGUAAGGGUAAGCAAGGGUUUGCACAAGUUGAACUCAGGGCCUGAAAAAAAACCAAAGUAUGUCGUCGUGGGGGAAAAAGCAAAGGUUCAAUUGAUCCGUGACUCACGAAAGGAUAUACACUUGACUAUAACAGAGUUACCAAAAAUUCCUCUGAACUAUACUCAGGUUUCUGUGCUGGCUGAUGACAUCAUAAAGAACGUUGAGUUUGAUGCUCUAAAAAUUGUCUUCAACAAGUUUCAUUCUGUCGUCUCAUUUAUACCAACAGUGGCAACUGUGCUAUCACCUGAGGUUGUUGAAAGGGAGGUGGAAUCUGGUUCGGGAAAGCUUGGAGAACUAGACUCCUAUGAGAUCGAAGGUAGUUCAACGAGGGGAGAAACACUACAGAAUCUGGCAGAAUUCCAGUUUUCUUGUGUCUUGUUUAAUGCCGUAUUGGAGAACUCUUGCAGUGAGAUGGGUGCUAGGAUGUCUGCCAUGGAUAGCUCAAGCAGAAAUGCUGGUGAAGUGCUUGACCGCCUCACUCUCACUUAUAACAGAACCCGUCAAGCUUCUAUUACCACAGAGUUGAUUGAGAUUAUAUCUGGAGCAUCGGCAUUGGAGGGCUAAUUGCGGAUAAAGUAUUUCCAGCUUGUUUGAUGGCGAAGAAAUAAGAUGAAGGCUGGCUUUGUUUAAACAUGUGUCGCUGUUCCUUUUUGAGGAUUUCUGAGAAGCACCGCAAUAAUUCCCAGUGCCAGAAAGUUAAAUUCUGUGAAGUACAAAGCAAUUUUCUUCCCUGGUUUUGCUUUACUCCUGGAGUUUCUUCUUCAUUCCUACUCUGGAUGUUGACGUUGGCGUUAAUUGAAUGAUGGAUGUUUUGCAGCAGCAACCUCCUGGUACCUUCAUUGGAGUGUAUAUGGUGCUUCAUUUAGCAACUCCCCGUGCUCGAGUUAGGCGAGCUACUCAAUUGUGUGGUUCUUUUGAAUAAACUUGUCUCCCAAAUUGCUUCUUUA